CCUCAGCUUGACACUGGCGUCCCAGCAGACCAGGAGACUUCGGCUCCGCUUGGAGGAACAGCCAGCCUGUAUGGUGGAGAACCAUUCAAUAUUUUUUAUUUCUUUCUAGGGACCGGCUGUAUGAUUAAGCUACAAUCUUCAAUGAGUAAGCAUAUCCCACAGUUCUGUGGUGUUCUGGGUCACACAUUUAUGGAGUUUCUGAAGGGCAGUGGGGACUACUGCCAGGCUCAGCACGCCGCCUAUGCAGACGAGUGAACAGCCCGACUCGCCAUCGCCCCGCCGCACUUGAGCCACAGGAGGGACCGUUUGGCAGGACCGGGACGCCUCCCAGAACCAGCGACAACUCGGCCUGGAUGGGGUAACUCCACCUGCUGCACACUGCCCUCGUCGGCUUCCGCCUGGCCCGAAUCAAGGUGGAACCAACCUUGUUUUUUUUUUCUCCAUUUUGUUUUGUUUUAUUCCAAAGGAGAGGGGUUUGAGUUGUUUUUCCCUCCCUUUUUCUUUUGUUUCCUUUUUUCCUUUUUCCGAUUGUUCAGCCCUUGUUUUGGCCGACCCCACACUUUUCCCCACUUUUCCCCACUUUUCGCCUCGUCGCAGCCUUCUUUUUUCGGCCGUGCCAACCUCGUGAGAAGAAGACCGGAGGAUUUCGUUUCUGGGUUUCUUGGAAGCUCGGUUUGACAUUUUCGUUUGACAUUCCCUCUCGCGUUCGCAACUAAGUGUUUACAUUGGUGUUUUUACUCUGUGGAAGACAUUUGGGUUUUUCUUCUUUUUUUUUUUUUUUUCUCUUUUCGUCGUCACAAUGGCUCGUAUGAACAGACCGGCCCCCGUGGAGAUCACCUACAAAAACAUGCGGUUCCUCAUUACCCACAAUCCCACCAACGCCACUCUGAACAAGUUCAUCGAGGAGCUGAAGAAGUACGGAGUGACCACCGUCGUGAGAGUGUGUGAGGCGACCUACGAUGCCACCCUGGUGGGGAAGGAGGGGAUCCAGGUUCUGGAUUGGCCGUUUGACGAUGGGGCUCCUCCCUCCAACCAGAUAGUGGAUGAUUGGCUGAACCUGCUGAAGGUGAAGUUCAGGGAGGAGCCGGGCUGCUGCAUUGCUGUCCACUGUGUAGCAGGGCUGGGGAGAGCUCCUGUCCUGGUCGCCCUCGCCAUGAUAGAAUGUGGGAUGAAGUACGAAGAUGCUGUCCAAUUCAUUCGACAGAAGCGUCGAGGAGCUUUCAACAGCAAGCAGCUGUUCUACCUGGAGAAAUAUCGUCCAAAGAUGCGCCUGCGCUUCAAAGAUUCCAACGGCCAUCGCAAUAACUGCUGCAUCCAGUAGAGCCAAACCGCGGACCACGCCAACCCCGCACAGGAGAAAAGUUCAAUUUAAUCUUGCUAGCUUAUUACCUGGCAGGCUUGUUUUCUUAGUCAUUGUGUUGAAGUAUUUCCUUUGGAAAUCCAUGCUCGGUAAUUCAAGUGUUCCCUUUCCUCUCCACUUUCAAAUUCAAGUGUCAAAAAAAAAAAAACAACAAAACAAACAAACAAAAAAAAAAAAAAUCAAAGGAAAAAAUAAGUAAAAGUUGUGUGAACCGGAAUCACAGUGUUUUUCUCUUCAUGUGCCCGUAGAAUUGGAAAGAGCCGCGCCGCCAGUAAGUCGUGUAUCAUUGUAAGCGUCCAGAUGUUGGGUUAUAUUCCUGUCGCAAACGCAUCCCAAAGAUUAGGAUUGGCCAGUGCGUUUACGUUGCCUGAGAAUGUGCUAAAACAACCGGUUUUUAUUUUAACGUACGCUGUUCUGUACUCCCCCCCCCCGCCCCCCCCCCCCCCCCCCCCCCCCGUUUAUGAAAUUAAUGCGGUUCCGCUCCAAGACUGACUAGAAAGAGGUUUGCCUUCCUUCAAAUCCGAUGGUUCAUCCAUUAAUGCCUUACAAUCGAAGUGGAACAAAGGCAAUCGGGCUGGGAGGCGACUCCCGCUGGCAUUUGGAAAAAGGUUUCAUUUUUCUACUCGGAACAAAAAAAAAAAAAAUUGUUGCCUUUGUCUUGUGCAGGAAGUCUUACACACACUUAUGC
Myripristis murdjan (pinecone soldierfish) is the source of this 2048-nucleotide messenger RNA. RefSeq names its product protein tyrosine phosphatase 4A1 (gene ptp4a1). The transcript is spliced from 7 exons. Lineage: Eukaryota; Metazoa; Chordata; Actinopteri; Holocentriformes; Holocentridae. The record is from RefSeq and is a predicted model, not a curated record. The coding region runs from base 800 to 1321 and encodes 173 amino acids. Gene Ontology annotation, biological process: protein dephosphorylation.